AUGGGGUGUUACAUUAGUGGUAUCAGAGCAGGAAGUAGUUUGACAAUAAGUGGGGGAGAAACCUUGCUUCUCGAAGAGGUUUAUGUUGUAAGAGAUAGUCUGUCGAAUGAAGAGCAUGUCGAGCAUUUGCGAAUUGUGUUACAAGUGUUGAAAGAGAAGAAGUUAUAUGCAAAGUUGUCGAAUUGUGAGUUCUGGUUGCAAGAACUUAGUUUUCUUGGGCAUGUUAUUUCAAGUAAUGGUAUCACUGUGGAUCCAUCCAAAGUAGAUGCAGUACUGCAAUGGGAGGCUCCUAAGUCAGCUACUGAGAUUAAAAGCUUUUUGGGCUUGACUAGUUAUUACCGCAUGUUUAUUGAAGGUUUUUCUAAAUUAGCACUUAUGUUAACCCAACUGAGUUGUAAAGCUAAAGCGUUUCUUUGGAAUGUUCACUAUGAGAAAAGUUUCAGAGAGCUGGAGCAGAAGUUGACUACAGCUCCAUUUAUGAUUUUUCCAAAUCCUAUUGAACCGUUUGUAGUGUAUUGUAAUGCAUCCAAGAUGGGUUUAGAUGGUGUGCUGAUGCAAGACAGCAAAGUAGUGGCUUAUGAUUCAUGA
Molecule: messenger RNA, 588 nt
Organism: Vicia villosa (hairy vetch)
Lineage: Eukaryota; Viridiplantae; Streptophyta; Magnoliopsida; Fabales; Fabaceae
Exons: 3
Coding region: 1-588 (195 amino acids)
Source: RefSeq, a predicted model, not a curated record